This is a messenger RNA of Ipomoea triloba (trilobed morning glory), 1445 nucleotides long. RefSeq names its product COMPASS-like H3K4 histone methylase component WDR5A. The transcript is spliced from 2 exons. The coding region runs from base 131 to 1075 and encodes 314 amino acids. The record is from RefSeq and is a predicted model, not a curated record. Lineage: Eukaryota; Viridiplantae; Streptophyta; Magnoliopsida; Solanales; Convolvulaceae. Gene Ontology annotation, cellular component: Set1C/COMPASS complex. Gene Ontology annotation, molecular function: histone binding.
ACAUACCAGAAGUUUACGCAGUUAGAUUAUAUGACUUGGUUUUUGUUUAUUAUACAAAAUUCAUAUGUAUAAAAAGAUCCAAGCGGAUUCCAAUUUCCGAAGGUGCUAGUCUUUCAUUGCCGCGAUUGGGAUGGCCACCUCAAAGACGGAAUCAAUGGAGGAGUCUUUCAAGCCCUACAAGCUCAAGAAAACCCUUGAAGGCCACAAAUGCGCCAUUUCUGCGGUUCAAUUCUCCGACAAUGGCCGCCUCCUUGGCACCUCCUCUGCGGACAAGACCGCCCGGGUUUGGUCCGUAUCUGAAGGCGCUCUUCUCCACGAGUUCGAAGGGCAUGAGCAGGGCCUCUCCGACCUCGCCUUCUCCUCCGACGCCAGGUAUAUCGCCACCGCCUCCGACGACAAAACCGCCCGCAUAUGGGACGUUGCUACUGGGUGCCUUGUCAAAAUCCUCUCCGGCCACACCAACUACGUCUUCUGCCUCAACUACAACCAUCAAGCCAACCUCCUUGUUUCGGGCUCCUUUGACGAGACGGUCAGAGUUUGGGAUGUGAAGAGCGGGAAGUGCCUCAAGGUGUUGCCGGCGCACUCGGACCCCGUCACCGCCGUGCAUUUCAGUCCGGACGGAAAAUUGAUCGCGUCGAGCAGCUAUGAUGGAUUGUGUAGGGUUUGGGAUGCUUCCACUGGGCAUUGUAUGAAAACCUUGAUUGAUGACGAAAAUCCGCCUGUCAGCUUCGUCAAGUUCUCGCCAAAUGGAAAGUUUCUUCUCGUUGGCACCUUGGAUAAUACAUUGCGUCUUUGGAACUCUUCAACUGGUGAAAUCUUGAAAACAUACCGCGGGCAUGCCAACUCCAAGUACUGCAUUUCUUCAACGUUUUCCAUAACAAACGGGAAAUAUGUUGUCGGUGGCUCUGAAGAUAACUGUAUAUAUAUGUGGGAGCUUCAAUCCAGAAAAAUAGUUCAGAAACUGGAAGGCCACUGUGAUGCUGUUAUAUCAGUGGCAUGCCACCCAACCCAGAACCUGAUUGCUUCUGGCGCCCUCGGGAACGAUAAGACGGUAAAAAUCUGGACUCAGGAGUAGGACUAAUUUGUUUACUUACUCCUAUCUGGUGAUGAUGAGUUUCUGAGCUGAAAUAUUUGACUAUGAUGCAAUCAAUCUAUAGAGAGAUCGAUGCCUUUGAAUCUCUCUAUAGAUUGCAUCAUAGUCAAAUUAAAUAUUUCAAUCCUAAAAGAUCAUUUAAUUUGUAGUUCCGGAUUGUAUAGUAGGUGGUAAUUGGUAAGCUACAUCAAUUCAACUCUGACUAUCGAAAUACUCGGAAUAUGUUAUUCUUCUUCCUGACAAGAUAUAAUAUUGAAGAAAACCUAUCGGUUGAAAACCGGAUCUAACAACCACUGCAGAAUUGUGAUUUCAAUUUUAACGUUAAUGGCGAUUUCGAGUAAUAUUAUAGGUA